Triticum dicoccoides is the source of this 2910-nucleotide messenger RNA. Its product is annotated as putative disease resistance RPP13-like protein 1. Lineage: Eukaryota; Viridiplantae; Streptophyta; Magnoliopsida; Poales; Poaceae. The transcript is spliced from 4 exons. Bases 1 to 2910 code for a protein of 969 amino acids. Gene Ontology annotation, molecular function: ADP binding. The record is from RefSeq and is a predicted model, not a curated record.
AUGAGCUUGUCUGCCACCAGGAUCAUCAGUGCCAUCAAUGAGUGUGUCAGUUUAUUUCUGUCAGCCAAAUCUGCCAUUUCAUCUUUGCGCUCCCGAUGGAGUGGCUCACAAGAGCAAAGUCUCCAUGAUCGUGUAUUGCAAUUACAGAGUGAUCUACAACGUCUCUGUGACACUCUUCCUGCAAUGUAUCACCUCAUUAAUGGAGCAGAGUGGAGAAGCUAUGAAGACCAUGUGGCCAAGCUCCUUCCGAGUCUCAAGGAUGCUGUGUCUGAGGCCGAGGACCUUAUUGAUGAGUUCAGAUGGCAUGAGAUGAAGGUGCAAGUGGAAGGCAAUGCAAUCCAAUCUCCUUUCAAUGACUUCCUUGAUAAGGUCAUUCAUGGUAACUUCAACAAGUUGAAUGAUGUCCAGUUGAGGUUGAAUUACCUUUCGAGUGAGAUGAAGGCUAUGGGGCUUCGUAAAGUUACACAUCGAUUUGCGAAAUCAGUCAGGCCCGUGACCACCUCUUUGUUGUCAAAGGAAACAAAGAUAUUUGGUCGUGAGAAGGAGUUGAAACAGGUAUUGGGGUUUCUUAAUGUACCCACACGUCCAAAACGCAAAAGGGCAACUAGUUCAAUCAGUGCAUCAACAAGCACAUCAUCAAGCAACCAUGUUAAUGCUGAACCAAAAAUAUCAAGUCUUCCUGUUUUGGUGGUAGCUGGAAUUGGUGGCGUUGGAAAGACUACUUUGGCCCAACAUAUCUGCAACCAUCAACGAGUGAAGUCUCACUUCGAGCUAAUAAUUCGGAUUUGUGUCUCACAUGACUUCAAUGAGAAGAGGUUAACUAAAGAGGUCAUAGAAUCAUCUACUGGAAAGGGGGCAAAGAUUGAUCAUUUGGAUUCUCUUCAACGUGCUCUUUAUAACCACGUGAAAAACAAAAGGUUAUUGAUAGUCCUUGAUGAUGUGUGGGAUGAUGCUUUGAAGGAUAAUGGACGGUGUUGGGAGAUGUUUUGUGCACCUUUUACAAGUGUCCAAGAGGGAAGUGCGAUGUUAGUCACCACUAGAUGUCCAAAUGUUACCAAGGCGGUGCACACAAUGGAGCCUGUUAUAGUUGAAGGUUUAAAGGACGAUGUCUUUUGGAAUUUCUUCAAGUUAUGCGCAUUUGGAUCUGAGGGUUCUAGCAAUGAUCCUGAGUUAGAAUGUAUUGGAAGAAGAAUACUUCCUAAAUUGAAGGGUUCUCCUUUGGCCGCCAAAACUCUAGGGCGCAUGUUAAGCAUGGACCUUCAAGCAUCGCAUUGGAGUUCCAUACUUGAGAGUGAACUGUGGGAGUUGAAACAAAAGGAAACCGAGAUUUUGCCUGCCCUUCGGUUGAGCUACAUGUAUUUACCAUUCUAUUUGAAACAAUGCUUUGCAUUCUGCGCCUUGUAUCCCAAAGAUUACAAAUUUGAGAAGGCAUGCUUAGCUGAAAUUUGGGUAGCAGAAGGCUUUGUCGAGCCUCAAGGUGGUGUUCCCAUUCAAGAUAUUUGCUAUCAGUAUUUUGAAGACCUUGUGUCUCGGUCCUUCUUUCAAAAGGUUAAUGGUCGAUAUGUAAUCCAUGACUUGCUGCAUGACAUGGCACAAAAAGUUUCAGAGCAUGACUGCUUCAUCUUACGAAAUAAGAGUGACUUUGAUAAAGUUCCCCAGAAUGUUCGCCAUCUAUACAUACUCCCUAGCAGUGAAUUUGAUGAUUCCAACUUGUUGAGACUAUGCAAGUACACGAAGCUGCGCACCCUAAUUUGCAAGAUUAAUUUGGGGAAAGGAACAUGCUUUGUAAUGGACCACUGGUGUACUAAACUUACACGUAUGCGUGUGAUGUCUUGUGCCUUCACAAAUGAAUUACCAGAUAGUAUUGGUAAUUGGAAGCAUCUUCGGUACCUUGAAAUCUCCGGAACCUGUAAUUUGAAGAGGAUUCCUUCUUCAUUCUGUUGGCUAUAUAAUAUGCAGAUUUUAUAUGCCAAGAAAUGCAAGAUACAAAGCUUACCCACUGACUUUGAUAAGUUGACCAGUUUACAAAAAAUUGGAUCAAACGGAUUAACUAUUGAUGCAGCCAAUCAAGAGGGACUAGGAAUUAUGUCAAUAAAGAAUCUGAAUCAAAUUCGUGAAUACUUGGUGAUAAAUAAUCUUGGCAUCCUAAGUGAGGACCAUGCAGCAGAAGCUAAACUGAAAGAUAAGAAAUGUCUUGAGAGGUUGAUAUUGAAUAUGCGAGUUGCUUUACGCUCCGCUGAGUUUUAUAUCCACAACAAUGAUACAGAAGUGCUUGAAGGUCUGCAACCUCCUAUCAGCCUAAAGGGUCUCUUCGUCAAGAAUUAUGUUGGUGUCUCGCUCCCAAGCUGGUUUCAACCACAAAACUUGCCAAGUUUAACAUCACUUGGUUUUGAAGGUUUUGUUGGGAUGAAGAGCAUAUCAUUUCCCAUGAUCUCACAGACCAUAAACCUAAAUGAGACACAUGCAAUUGGUACGUUCUUGUCCUUGACAAACAUAACCAUUGAGAAGUGUGAAAAUUUAUCAAGCCUAGAAGAUUUUCUGCAACCAAGUUAUCUACCUGGCAUCAAGAACAUUGAAAUUAAAGAUUGCAAGAUGUUAGCAUCUGUACCAACUGAAUUUUUUGGGGGUUUUCAUUUCCUUGAAGAACUGCGCAUAGCUGAUUGUCCAAACAUUCUCAACUGGCAAAGAGGGCUGGUCUUGCCAUCACAUAUCAAGGUUGAAAUAGCCGGGUGUCCAAAGUUAGAGGAAGUGGAGCGGAUGGAGCUGACAGAAAGAAAGUUGCUGCACUUUGAGUCGAGAGGCAGCACUGCAUCUGUUGGAGCUCCAGCGACCGGCGGGCAGCGGCGAAUGACAAAUGGUGCAGCGUCGCGGCGGUGGCCGGUGGCGAGGCAGGGCUGUGCCGAGGCGUGA